UGUUCAGAGGCCCUGUCUAUUAUAAAUAUGUAUUUAAGUAUAUAUACAAUAUUUUAUUUACAGUGUGGAUUUGUAGUGCAAUUUAGUCUGUAUGUAAAAGUCUGUGGGUGGAUGGAGUCAGGGGGUCAGGGGGUUACUGACACUGGGUGACUGAUAUAGUGUUCAUCAGUGUGACGGCCUGGGGGAAGAAACUGUUCUUGUGUCUGGCUGUUUUGGUGUACAGUGUUCUGUAGCGCCUGCCAGAGGGGAGAAAUUCAAACAGAUUGGUGUGAUGGGUCUGCAGAGAUGUUUCCUGCCCGUUUCCUGACUCUGGAUGAGUAUAGGUCCUGGAUGGUGGGCAGUUUAGUACCAAUGAUUUUUUCUGCAGUCCUGAUUGUCCGUUUCAGUCUGUUCCUGUCCUGUUUGGUGGCUGAUUGUUAUUUCAUCAGGGUUAAUAAUAUUCUCAUCUCAGCCUCAUGCAGCCCACUGUCAACAUUAACUGUCAUCAUCAUGUUGGCUGUUAUAAACAAUACUAUGCCCUUAAAUUCACACAUUCUCAUGUUACUACUCAGAUGGUUACUGCUUUCAUUCACCAAAUUAUUUUUGUCCUGUCCAUAACUGUCAACUUACUGACAUAUUGACAGUAUGCUUAUUACCUAUUCACGGUAUGUUAUACUUACUUAUAUCAUAAUCAACACUUAUGUUGACUAUACCACAUCGACAUCCUCCUGGAUCCAUAUUCUUCAUGUCUACAUACUAUCUAUAAUUUUGUCACCCAUGAUUGUCCACUGUGAUUUUAUGUUGGUCUAUUCUGUACAUGCAACAGUCGUUAUAGUUUUUGAUGCUUGUUGUGUUUGUGGCAAAUGUGCUUACUUGCAGCCAUAGCUGAAGAUUGUUUUGGUUUGUGUUAUGCGAUGUACUCUAUAUCAGAGAUAUCUCUGUGUAUAUGUAUUGGAAACUCCGCCCUUCCAGCACGCCCGGACGCACGGACUGCGCUGGUUGAGUUUUGGAGCGCACCCAAACAUAAGCGGUGGGCGGGCGCGAUCGGCAAGUUCUCGAAGAUACCAAGCAGGCCAGCAGCGGCACACGCUGCCAGACGCAAAACGGACUUUCAUCAAAUGUCUUCUACCUUCAGACUACGAGUGGUGUUUGAGGAUGGUGCCAUUGAAAGGAUGGUGCUUCCAGAACAGCCACAUUCUGUCAGCCACCUCAAAUUUUUAGUGAUGCAACAUUUCAGUAUUGAUGGCCAAAUUGAACUCCAGUUUCAAGACCCUCAGUCAGACAUAAUGUGUAGUCUGACCUGUACUGAUAACCUUUCAAAUAAAGGCACAAUCAAGAUAUUGAGGGUACAGCAAACCAUUUCCAACUCUCAGCCAUUACAGGACACUCAGCAUGUAACUACCCCACAUCAUUCUGGAUCAUCAAGUGAACACUUUUGCUUGCCAACCUUUUCUCAAGCCAUGGACUUAAUUCUAAGGAAAGGAAAUGAAGAGCAUUUCAAGCAUGGAAACCAGCUGAUUUUAACGAGAGAGCAAAGACAAGAGAUUCUUGAUGUUGUAGCAAGAGCAUUGUAUGAUAGAAAUGUCUGUCCAAGUGAAAGUGAUUUUGAGGAAGCUGCAGAGGCCUUGAUCAAACAAUUCCCAUGCAUUGCACAUCGUGGUACACCAAAAGGAUGGGGGGGAUGGAAGAUCGGUCUCAAAUUCAAAUUAGGCAAAUACAGAAGUACAGCAGAGAGGGGAGGAUGCACAGAGGCUGCUGAGAAGAGCUGUAAAGAUGUCACUGACCAUGAGCCAUCUUUUAAGCGCCCUUGCAUGGUUGCGGUCAGUUCUGCACAGUUUCCCCAAGGAGAAAGUGAACAAGAUCUAGAAGAGCUGAGAGUCAGAAUGGCUUUGGAGAUGAAGAAAGUACACAAAGAUCUUGCUGCAAUUAACCGCUGCAUGGGAAAGACUUUUGCAUUAAGAAGACACGAAAUUGUAAAUAGCAGCCCUGCUAUAACAACUGUAGAGAACAGAUGGCCGGCCAUGUUUCUUCAAGCACAGAUUUGUGCUGAAUUUCAACGGAUCACUAACCAGAACCUCCUGCGAUCAUUCUACGAUGUACUCGACAAACACUCAGAGCGGUUGUUGAAUCUGUCCCGUGAGAAGCAGCUUGGCAAGUUCGGACAUCGGUUGUCAGCUAUUCUGAAGAUGUAUGAUGCCAAUGUGCAAGCAAGGGAUGUCAGCAUGACAAGAACAGCUGCCAUCCAUUGUCUCCCAGCUCUACUUGGUGAGGGUGACUCUGAAGUGUUCAAAGUCUGCAAGAAAGCGGAACCAAGCACUUCGGACAACAGUAACAGUCCAAUCUGCAUACUGUCCAUCGUCCCGAAUGAUGAAGAUGGAAAUGCAGUCUUCCUGCAGCCAUGUCAAGUCAACAUAAUCCUUGAAGGCAGAGUGGUGACAUCACCCCUCCAUUCGUGGCCUGAUGCCCUCAUUUACCUCUUUGGUCUUAUUUAUGCUUUGCACCUAAAUUACCCAAAAUCUAUGUUAAACACGUUUCUUUUCAUUCAGCAAGUACUCUUACACAUUGAUGGAGACAAACUGAAACCUAAAAUCUUGGCCUUGAGCAAGAAACUGUAGGGUUUUUCCAUCAGCCUGGGUUGGUACGCUGUGAGAAAAUGCGCUUCCACUACAGCCUCAAGGGGAUAGCCAUGUUGCUGUGGUGGUCUUGCUUGGUAGCAGGGCCGACCCGUGCUGGUCUCUUUCCCUCAGUUGUGUCCUUGGUAGCUAAACUUGCGCGUCUGUGCUGGAGACCAGACAAAAAGCUCUGUUUUUAAGAGUCUGUCUGUGGUUGGGAGUUUUAUUUCACUCCUGUUUUCCUGUUUGUACUUUCAGAUAUGAGCCUUUUUUUUUUACUGUUUACUGAUUGCUUUCAGCUGUAUUGGAGCCAUGCUAAGUUACUGCUAAUGCAUACCAAACGUUUAAUGCUGUUGCAGCUUGACAUUAAAAGCUUUUCACUGGUGAACCAGAGGGAUGCUUUUAUUGUGAAGAAGUUAUAUGGAAAAUCCCUAUGAGGUAGGACAAUUGAUUCAUACAGUGUUAUAACACGUUAUGAUCUCUUGAGUUAUUUUAUUGAUACAGUGGCACAAGUAUUGUGAUAGUGUUACUGAGCCAGAGUUGUAUUCCUUUUGGUCCCUAAACUUUUUCUCUUUUUGGCAGUUGCGCCUUGUGUCAGUUUAUGCCUUUUUAUAUUUGAAUGAUGGCAUGAUUUCAUAUGUGUGUGUGUGUGUAUAUGGUAAAAAUGCUGAUUCUGUUUUUGAUACACUUUUUUGAUUUCAGCUGUCUGUAAAACUGAAAUCUCUGUUUAAUGGAAUAAAUAAAUACAGUAAACGAAUGAUAGCUGCAGUUUGAGAAAGAUAUUUUACUUUUUAUGGUGGUAUCUUUUCUUUUAUGGUUACACACAUAUGGUGUAUUAUAGAUACCUGUCAGCUGUAUCAUCUGUGCACUCAUGCUUUUACUGUGGGCGAAAUAUUGUUAAGUAUUGUAUCGUCAGCUACCCAGCAAUGCCCAGCGUUCAUUUUCAGUAUAUUUACAGCUUUGUUUUUGUAACAAUAUAGGGGAAAAGUUUGAAUUUGUCACCCCUUACACGUCAUACUGUACAUGGAUGUUCCUGUAACCCCCGCUAUGAUGCCAGAACAAGUGUUGAAGAAAUAGAGAAUGUGAAGAUACGUCAUGCUGAUUGGGACAAGAGCACCAACUUGUGAGGUUGUGCUGUUACUUGUGCCCAUUACGGUGGUCAGCCUACCUGCUUACCUUUUGUCAUAAUUGGUUAAAAAGUUAGUUACAUCGGUCAAACUGAUGGAGAAAGGAAGAGUCAGGCAGAGGGUUUGAUUUUACAGGUCAGUAAUAUUCGAUGUUUUUCAGAAUCACAAGAGAAAAUUGAAACACAGCCUCCAACUCACCAACAGAAAGGCAGUGGGUCCUCACAACAUGGUGCAUUACCACCCAAAAUUUAACAUUGCCUGAUGUCAACUUCACAUUCUCUAUAGAUAACGCUUAAAAAUAUGAUCCAAACUAAAAUUAACUAAAACUUACAACAACAUAAAAUAUGUAUGUUAAUUGAAAUGACAAAUGCUUAUCAUUAAAUGUAUUCAGCUCAUUUUUGC
Molecule: messenger RNA, 4120 nt
Organism: Epinephelus lanceolatus (giant grouper)
Lineage: Eukaryota; Metazoa; Chordata; Actinopteri; Perciformes; Serranidae
Source: RefSeq, a predicted model, not a curated record